This is a messenger RNA of Scheffersomyces amazonensis, 1121 nucleotides long. Its product is annotated as Signal recognition particle receptor subunit beta. The coding region runs from base 215 to 1090 and encodes 291 amino acids. The transcript has a single exon. The record is from RefSeq and is a predicted model, not a curated record. NCBI's taxonomy places the organism in Eukaryota, Fungi, Ascomycota, Pichiomycetes, Serinales, Debaryomycetaceae.
UAAAUGUUUGUUUACAUUAGAUGUAUAUUUUAUUAAUAUUAGCUAAUAUCAGAAGCUGCAUCCACGCCGCAAUAAAUAGUUGACAUCGACCCAUAGAAAAAAGGUCCAUAGUGGUCAAUGAAAAAGAACGGGGAUUAAAUAAAGGGAAAGGGAAAGAAUAAAGCAAAGGUCACUCUCUUUCACUAAAAGAAUUUAGUUAGAGUACAAGUUAAACAUGGAUAUUGUACAAAAAAUUUUACUAACUCUACUUGGAGGGUUUGUUAUAAUUCUUAUAGUUUUCUAUCUUCAAAAUAAUAGUCCAAAAUCAACAUUAAAUAAAUCACCAUAUAAUCAACCAACAUUUCUUAUUUUAGGAGCUAAUAAUAGUGGAAAAACUUCAGUAUUUUAUAAAUUGCUUGACGCUUCAAAUAAUAGAUAUGAAGAUGAACCUAUUACAAAUACAUCAAUUACACCUACAGUAUCAAGUUUAGAAAUGAAUGUUAAAAUUAUUGAAUUACCAUUUUCAAAUACAGCCAUUACCAAGAAAUAUCAAUUAAUUGAUUAUCCUGGUCAUAGAAAGUAUCACCAAUUAUUAUAUAAAUUAAUAACUAAUGAUAUCACUUUACAAAAGAUUCGAGGAAUUGUUUAUGUCAUUGAUACUUCAAGUAUUUCUUUAGGUAAUAGUGAAACAAUCGAAGGAAUUGGUAAAUUUCUUUAUGAAAUCUUAUCUUUUACUGAAAGGAUGCAUAAUGGAAUUGAUUUCUUAUUUGCAUUAAACAAGAGUGAUUUAUUUGAUAGUGUUCCAUUACAUAAAGUUCGUACUAUGUUAGAGGCUGAAUUAAAUAAAUUAAUUGCCAAUGAAUUAAGUUCAAUUAAUAAGACAUCUGGAAUUGAUAAACAAGACGAUGAAAAUCAAGAAGAUGAAGACAACUCAAUUCGUGGUAAUCAAGAAUCUUUACGUGAAUUCUGGUUAAGUGUCAUUGGAUCAUCAGAAAAUAAUUUCUCAUUCGAUAAGUUAGAAGGAAAUAUGGACUUUAUUUCAGGAUCUGUUGUUAAAAAUAAAGUUGAAGGUUGGGAGAAUUGGUUUGACGAGAAAGCAGUUAAUAAUUAAUCAUUCAGUUAAAUAUUGUAAAUAGUAUAAA